Molecule: messenger RNA, 535 nt
Organism: Cydia fagiglandana
Lineage: Eukaryota; Metazoa; Arthropoda; Insecta; Lepidoptera; Tortricidae
Product: endochitinase-like
Exons: 4
Coding region: 8-535 (175 amino acids)
Biological process (GO): chitin catabolic process; carbohydrate metabolic process
Cellular component (GO): extracellular region
Molecular function (GO): chitin binding; chitinase activity
Source: RefSeq, a predicted model, not a curated record
GCUUGCAAUGACGCGUGUACACUUUUUCUGUGCGCUGCUGUGUUUUAGCGGCAGCUUGGCUUGGCCUAGCUUGGGGAAAUCCUCAGAAAAUGACGGUGUGGUCUUCUGUUACUACGGAGAAUGGGCCAAUACGCGACCCGGAGCCGGCCGCUUCGGCGUCAGCGACAUACCCACGGAUCUCUGCACACACAUCGUCUACUCUUUCCUGACGCUAGACGGACCCACAGGGAAUCUGAUUAUCCCUCUUGAAUCAACGCAUGAAGAGAAAAGUAAUUCCGUAGCGGAUCUAAUAGCCUUGAAACGUUCCAAUGCCAAUUUAAAAAUCUUGGCCGCUAUUGGCGGUUGGGUAGAAGGUUCGGAUAACUUUUCACCGAUGAAAGUGCCUACAACUCAUUUCACUCUCAAACUAUUAGCGCUCUCAUUUUGUUCGAGCGCCAAAAUGGUGGAGGUUGCUUUACUAACCGCACUUAAAAAAGCCUUCACCGAUAAGCCCAAAACUUGUUUUAGCUCUGAACUCCUCGAGGUUACAGGCUAG